AGUCGAUUCGCAUGUGGUCGGAAAUUCAGCGCGAUAUUCGGAACUUUCACUUUGCAUUCGAAUUGACACCGACGCAUUGUACGUUAUCCUAUCGAAUGCGAAAUUGGUGCCUCGAAAGUGCGGUAAACGGACACGUAAAGACGGAACAACAAAUUUCAAAAACAUCACGAGCAACGAAUUCCGCACAAAUAAAAUCCUAAGUUGGAAUUUAUUCUUCGAUGUGGAGAAAAUUCUCAAACUUGUGCACAACAAAAAGGAAUUCGAUUCUCAAAUUUGUUCCGAUGGCGUAUCUGUACCGUUGAUGUACAAAAAACCGAAAGUACCACCAGUCGAGACAACAGAUGACGAAAUCAAGGCAAUGUAUGACAGCAAUGAGUUGAAAUAUGCUGUUGGAUGUGAUCCGGGUAUGCGAACGUGGAACGCUUCCGUACGACGAGAUUUGCAUACCAAAGAAGAGGUGAAUUUGCGUAUAUCCAGCAAGCGAUAUCACUGGGAUGCGAAACAAGGCCGACGUAAUGCAAAAGCCGAACGAAUCACAAGAUUGUUUUCUUUCGAAGAGCAAGCCGAUCGUAAUCGAAUUGCAGCUAUGAUUGGUGAAAGGCCAUCGCUAAAAGGACCAUCAUGGCGUUCGUACAUUGAACAUCGAUUACGUGUAAUGAAUGAUGGCAUUGAAACAUACUCAACCAAACAGUAUGCACGCUUGGGACUGGACAAGCAUAUCGAAUCGGUUCGUGCAAUCGACAAAACGGCAUGCAAAAUGGUUCACAAUCAACCAUCAAUUUUCUACAUGGGAGCCAGCGGAUCAACACCAGCUAAUUCGCCGAUUAAGAUCAAGAAACAUGUGCGAUGUCCAGGCACACGGAAGCUGCUUGCGGCCAUUAUGAAACGUGGCAAUUGCAUCAUUCGAAUGGUCGAUGAGUACAUGACAUCACAACAUUGUCCAUUGUGUUUCAAACGAUUUCCACAACAAACUCGACGUGAUCGAUACAAGACAUGUGUGGGUUGUGUACCAAAUCCAAUUGUUGGACUACCACGAACCAUCGUAACCAAUGUGAGCAAACGAUUACUACAAAUGCGAUGAACAAUUGAACGAAUGUGGCGCGAGAUGCGUGAUAUAGGCGAUGUCAUUGCUGCAACUCUUCGAGAUGGACCGAAUGCAGGUCGUUUGGUGUCAAAGAAGCAACGCUUCUUCAAAACAUGGCUACCAAAUGUUGCAAACGUUGAAAUCGAGGGAGCUGCCGGAGCACAACCAACGCUCACAACUGUAUACUUUUUUUCAUAAAUUCUGUAAAUAACAUGUCAUUCAAAGUAUUGGCCAUCGGAAGCUAUAACCUUUUCCCAUUUUUCUGGCAGCAUAUGGAUUUCGCGCCAAAAGAACUGCUCAUUUUUUGAGGUUAGGAAAGAAUCAAUCCAAUUUUUGAUAUCUUCAAUUGAAGUGAAGCGUAUUCCAGACAAGGCAUUCUGCAUCGAUCGAAACAAGUGAUAGUCAGAAGGGGCAAUGUCUAGGCUAUACGGCGGGUGGGGCAAAACUUCCCAUCCACUAUUUUCCAAAUAGUUUUUAACGGUGGUAUUUCACCGGGGGGACAUCUACGACAGAAUUUUUUGGAAAUGAUUCAAAAAAAUGUGCCCAAUUUGUGCCCAAGGAGAGUCACGUAGGUUGGGCCGGGUUUAGUUUUUUGGCUAACAUUUUUUACUCAAAAUAAAAAUGACGGAUAGUUAUAUACCGUCGGAAAGGUAUUAUUCCGAGCUACAAAUUUGCCGAAAAGAGUAAUUGAUUGCUUCGAAAACAAAAAAGUUAUGACCAAAUUUCCGAAAAAAUUAUUUUUGGCCCCCAAAAAAAUUGUCACGUAGGUUGGGCCAGUAUGCGAAAUUGAGAAGAGGUUGAAAAAAAUGAAGUGUAAACGCCAGAUUUUAAGUGUUUAAGGUUGAUUUAUUCAUAACAAAGGCUUUCGCCAUGAAUAUAUAAUGCAAAAAUAUCAAAUAUUAAUUGUUUCUCUUCAGAACUAACAUCGGCAUCUGAGUCACAAUUUUGGCACGCUGACAUGGAAUGGCCGCUGACACUUGUUGCACUCCAUGGAGUUGUUGUUGGUCAAUUUGGCUGGCAAAUUCUGCAAUCUGCAUGCAGAUCAUGCAGAAAUCCACGUCUUCAUCUUUGAGGCGACGGCUCGUGCGGGCUGUAUUCGCUUUUUUAUUGACUCUCUUUGCGGUUUGCUGUCGCUUUUUUGUGCCUUCUUCCUUCUUCUUUUUCUUAGCAUCUCUCUUGUGCCGUCUAUCUUUGAGGUAGGCAACUGAUUCUGGUGAGGUGCUUUUAGAUUUCGAUGAGCUUCUAGAACAUUCCAUUUGGCUUUUCUCAAAAUUUCUAGAACAUUCUAUGGAUUUCUCUGUGAAAAACAUAGCGUCGUAUAGUGGCCCAACCUAUGUGACUCAAAAUGGCUCAACGUGCCUCGGUACCAUUUUGACAUGACGUGAUAUAUUUUAUUCUACACAAGAUAUGUUCGAAAUUCCUUCGAAAUAUAAAAAUAGAGGAAAAACUAUAGAGAGAAUUUUAUAUUCACCUUUUUCUGUCGUUGCAAAAUUUACACCUUUUUCACUUUUUGAAAAUCUUCGAAAUCACUUUUUUAAAACAAAAAUUUUGUGUGUUCUGGCUCAAAUACAAGGGGUGCUAGUUAGCACGUCCAUUUAUUAUGAAUAGUUUGCUCCUAGUGAGAGAACAAUUCGACAAUAUAAAAAUCAUAGUUGCCAAUUGCCAUAUUUCAAAAUAUCAUACUGGCCCAACUUACGUGACGGCCCAGCCUACGUGACUCUCCCCUAUCAAUAAUUUCCCAUUUUUAAUAUUAGGAGUAUAACUUAAAAAUUUCGCAUUUGUUACUAACCUCUUAAUUGUCAUCUGUACUAGUUUUUGACAGCGACAGCUAUUCUAUCUUAAAAAUUCGCCAAAUUGAUUUGUCAAAGUGAACACAAUUUUUCACACACAAGUUUUAUUAUUGCAUUGAAAAUAUCGAAUUACGUUCCAACAAAACAGCAUUUGCGGGAAGUUUCGCUUUUCUUUUUUAAUCAAAAGAAAAAUGGAUCUGAAAGUUAUCGUCUGCUCCAGGAAACUUACUCGGAAUAUACCCCAAAUAUUAGAACAUGCCAAGAGUGGUUUGCACGUUCCCAAAGUAGUGAUUUUGACAUAAGCGACAAAGAACGGCCAGGUCAACCAAAAAAUUCGAAGAUGAAGAAUUGGAGACAUUACUUGAUGAAGACCCGUGUCAAACGCAAGAGGAGCUUGCCAAAUCAUUGGGAAUAACUCAAGCAGCCAUCUCAAAACGUCUAAAGGCAUUGGGGUUUAUUCAAAAGCAAGGUAAUUGGGUGCCACAUGAACUGAAGCCAAGAGACGUUGAAAGGCGAUUUUUAACUUGCGAACAGCUGCUCCAAAGGCAAAAAAGGAAGGGUUUUCUGCACCGUAUUGUCACUGGGGAUGAAAAGUGGAUACACUACGACAACUCAAAACGAAAACCAGCAUAUUUCAAGCGCGGCGAAGCAGUACCAUCGACAUCAAAGCAAGACAUUCAUGGUUUCAAGGUAAUGCUCUGUAUUUGUAGGGAUCGACGGGGUGUCAUUUAUUAUGAGCUUCUAAAACCUGGUGAAACUAUCACGGGCGAUCGAUAUCGACUACAUUUAAUGUGUUUGAGCCGAGCAUUGUGAGAAAAACGACCGGAAUACGAGCAAAGACACGACAAAGUGAUUUUGCAGCAUGACAAUGCUCGGCCACAUGUUGCAAUCGUUGUGAAAAAUUACUUUGAAACGCUGAAGUGCGAUGUCUAACCCCACCCGCCGUAUAGCCCAAACAUUGCUCCUUCCGACUACCAUCUAUUUCGAUCAAUGACGCAUGGCUUAGCUGAGCAGCACUUCAGUUCUUUCUAAGAAGUCAAAAAUUAGGUCGAUGAAUGUAUUGCCUCAAAAGAUGAGGAGUUCUUCCGACGCGGAAUUCGUAUGCUACCAGAAAGAUGGGAAAAUUCAUAGCUUUCGAUGGACAAUACUUUGAAUAAUGUAUUCUUUCAUUUUGUUAUUGAAAUAAAUGCACAUUUUCAGCGAAAA
This is a messenger RNA of Contarinia nasturtii (swede midge), 4080 nucleotides long. RefSeq lists its product as uncharacterized. Lineage: Eukaryota; Metazoa; Arthropoda; Insecta; Diptera; Cecidomyiidae. The record is from RefSeq and is a predicted model, not a curated record. The transcript has 3 exons. The coding region runs from base 302 to 1081 and encodes 259 amino acids.